This is a messenger RNA of Elephantulus edwardii (Cape elephant shrew), 621 nucleotides long. RefSeq names its product v-ral simian leukemia viral oncogene homolog A (ras related) (gene RALA). Gene Ontology annotation, biological process: Ras protein signal transduction; regulation of exocytosis. The transcript has 4 exons. The coding region runs from base 1 to 621 and encodes 206 amino acids. NCBI's taxonomy places the organism in Eukaryota, Metazoa, Chordata, Mammalia, Macroscelidea, Macroscelididae. Gene Ontology annotation, cellular component: plasma membrane. Gene Ontology annotation, molecular function: GDP binding; GTPase activity; GTP binding. The record is from RefSeq and is a predicted model, not a curated record.
AUGGCGGCAAAUAAGCCCAAGGGUCAGAAUUCUCUGGCCUUGCACAAAGUUAUCAUGGUGGGCAGUGGUGGUGUGGGGAAGUCCGCUCUGACCCUGCAGUUUAUGUAUGAUGAGUUUGUGGAGGACUAUGAGCCUACCAAAGCAGACAGCUAUCGGAAGAAAGUAGUGCUGGAUGGGGAAGAAGUCCAGAUUGAUAUCUUAGAUACUGCUGGGCAGGAGGACUAUGCUGCAAUUAGAGACAAUUACUUCCGAAGUGGAGAAGGUUUCCUCUGUGUCUUCUCUAUUACAGAAAUGGAAUCCUUUGCAGCCACCGCUGACUUCAGGGAGCAGAUUUUAAGAGUAAAAGAAGAUGAGAAUGUUCCAUUUCUGCUGGUUGGUAACAAAUCAGAUUUAGAGGAUAAAAGGCAGGUUUCUGUGGAAGAGGCAAAAAACAGAGCUGAUCAGUGGAAUGUUAACUAUGUGGAAACAUCUGCUAAGACGAGAGCUAAUGUUGACAAGGUAUUUUUUGAUUUAAUGAGGGAAAUUCGAGCCAGAAAGAUGGAAGACAGCAAAGAAAAGAAUGGAAAAAAGAAGAGGAAAAGUUUAGCCAAGAGAAUCAGAGAAAGAUGCUGUAUUUUAUAA